UUUUACAGAUUGUCAAAGAAAUGACCUCAGACAGCUUUGCAGACUGCAUCAGGAGUAACAUUAAAGAUGACAUCAAACAAGAGCAAUACGACGUGCAGUGCAGUAAUUAUCCAGCUGAUGAUUUCAAACAGUAUAAGAAUUUUCCAGAUGAUGAACAUGGCACAUCUCACCUGUCCGUCAUCGCUGAAGAUGGGAGUGCAGUGGCCGUCACCAGCAGUAUCAAUACCUAUUUUGGCUCUAAGGUGAUGUCAGGCUCAACAGGCAUUAUGUUUAAUGACCAAAUGAAUGAUUUCUGUAAACCCAAGCUGGGAAAUGGGCAAGAUGAUGAUUGUUCUUGUUGCAAGAACAACCUAAUUAAACCAGGUAAAAGGCCACUUUCAUCAAUGUGUCCCACAAUCAUAUUGGACAAAAACAGCAAACAAGUCAAAAUGGUGGCUGGAGGUGAAGGUGGGGGACAUAUCACAACAUCAACUGCUCAGGUGAUCCUGAACCAUGUGUUCUUUGGCUAUGACCUGCAGAAAGCUGUUAAGGAGCCCAGAGUUCAGAUACCAAUAAACAAGACAAAUGUAGAAGACUGCUUUGAUGUGAGGGUCACUGAUGGCUUGAGGAAGAAGAAUCAUAGUAUAUUUCACAACGCUGGACUAUCAGCUGUCCAGGCAGUGGUACGAGAGGGGGACAAAGUCUGUGCCGAAUCCGACUGCAGGAAAGGUGGCUAUCCGGCCGGAUACCCAGAAGCAAAUCUGUAGAAUUUAGUAGGGGCGCUACAGGGAUGUGUCCCUAUCAAUAUCCAACGACUAUUAAAUUGUCCCUAUAAUCAUAUUUGAUCAAACAAAUAAAUAUAUGUGUUGUUUUAAGUUCGGCCUCAUCUAAAAUAGGUCACAACUGUUUUUUUUUUGUUGUUGUUUUUUUUUGGAUGAUAUA
Messenger RNA from Labeo rohita (rohu), 921 nucleotides. Its product is annotated as glutathione hydrolase light chain 1-like. NCBI's taxonomy places the organism in Eukaryota, Metazoa, Chordata, Actinopteri, Cypriniformes, Cyprinidae. The transcript is spliced from 5 exons. The coding region runs from base 21 to 746 and encodes 241 amino acids. The record is from RefSeq and is a predicted model, not a curated record.